Molecule: messenger RNA, 1509 nt
Organism: Columba livia (rock pigeon)
Lineage: Eukaryota; Metazoa; Chordata; Aves; Columbiformes; Columbidae
Gene: PDAP1
Product: PDGFA associated protein 1
Exons: 6
Coding region: 178-723 (181 amino acids)
Cellular component (GO): cytosol
Molecular function (GO): RNA binding
Source: RefSeq, a predicted model, not a curated record
GGGGCGGCGCCGAUGGCAGCCCCGCGGCGGGGUCCUUUCCGCGGACCGUGGUGACUGAGCGGGCGGCGAGGGCUGCACACCGCGCGCGCGGGGGCGGGACGGUUUCCGCUUCCGGGUCGCCGCUCGGGGCCGGGGGGGGCCCUCGCUGCAGUUGCCGCCGCUGCCGCCAUCGCCGCGAUGCCGAAAGGAGGUAGAAAAGGAGGCCACAAAGGCCGAGCAAGACAGUACACGAGUCCUGAAGAGAUUGAUGCCCAGCUUCAAGCAGAAAAGCAAAAGGCGAGGGAAGAAGAGGAACAAGAAGAAGGAGGCGAAGGAGCAACAGGGGACCCUAAAAAGGAGAAGAAGUCUUUAGAUUCUGAUGAGAGUGAUGAAGAUGACGAGGACUAUCAGCAAAAGCGCAAAGGAGUGGAAGGGUUGAUAGACAUAGAGAAUCCCAACCGUGUAAUUCAGACAACCAAAAAAGUCACUCAGCUGGACCUGGACGGACCCAAGGAGCUCUCACGACGGGAGCGAGAGGAGAUAGAGAAACAAAAGGCAAAAGAAAGAUACAUGAAAAUGCACCUAGCUGGUAAAACAGAACAAGCGAAGGCCGAUCUCGCCCGACUAGCCAUCAUUCGGAAGCAAAGGGAAGAAGCUGCCAGAAAGAAAGAAGAAGAAAGGAAAGCAAAAGACGAAGCGGCCAUGGCAGGUAAAAGACUGCAGUCACUAUCCCUUAACAAGUAAGCGCAGGACACGUAAGAGGAGGAAACGCCAGGGAACUGUGCCUGGUGCCCGCCGGGAGCUCUGUCGUGUUGCAUACCAUGGGUGUACUGCGGCAUCGAAGUCACCUUCACCUCCAAGAGACACCGACAACGUGUUUGUCCUCAUCCUGGCACAGAUUUCUUUCCAUUUGGGGUUAGGGGCAGCUGCGACCUUCGGUGCAGAACUGUGCUGAACAGCGAUUCUCUGUAACAGUUUGGAAACCUGAAUGUUGUUUUUUUUUUUGCUGUUUUUAGGAUUAAGAACUCAUCUAGACAAGGGGGAACAGGGUGGGAGGGGAGGUGCUUCAAAUAUUAGAUUGCAAGAAAAUUAGAUUGUGGGGUGAUUGUGGGGUGGGGCAUGGGGUGGGGAACCUUGACUUGCUAGUGAAAGCCUGAAGGAUGAUGUAUCUGAGGAAUCCUUUUGGCCAAGUGGCCCAUCAAAUUCUGCUGUGGGGUGUUGCAGUAUAAGCUGGGAGCCUGACGUCACGGACAUCUGGAGUGCUGUUCCUUCCCGGUUUCAUCCCUCCUUUCUUGCAGCCGGUCUCCCUUUUUCCCUCCUCUUCAUUUGUUGGGUUUUUUUGGGUUUUUUUUUUUUACCCUUUUCCUUACUAGGGAUAGUGCCAGUUUUUAACCACAUCAUCCUUUGUUUAAAGGAAAAAUAAAAGAACAUGUAUCAGACCCAGAUGGAAAACAAAAGACAACUUGAUAAAGCUUAAAAAACAAGAACAGAACUUGUAUAUUUGGCUGAUUAAAAAGUAAGUUAUCAUAA